CCCAAAGCGACGGGGACGCGCUGCGGGACCAAGAUGGCGGCGCCCAGCGCGGCGGGGGCCCGAGGGAGGCCGCCCGCAGCCACCCCGCAGCAGAUCCGGGACCUCAUCGACGGCGGCAUCGCCCCGGAGGGGGGCGGCAGCGACGGGAAGGAGGCGGCCGGCCGGCCGCAGCCCGCCAGCGGGGACGCUCCCCCCUCGGAGUCGACGAGCAAAGAGGCUUAUUUCAGCCGGGUGGAAACCUUCACCCCGCUGAAGUGGGCGGGCAAACCCCACGAGCUGUCCCCGCUGGUGUGCGCCAGGUACGGCUGGGCCAACGUGGAGUGCGACGUGCUGAAGUGCUCCAGCUGCCGGGCCUUCCUCUGCGCCAGCCUGCAGCUCGCCUUCGACUUCGCCAAGUAUAAGGAGCGCUGCUCGGAGCUGAAGAAGUCCUUGUGCACCGCGCACGAGAAGUUCUGCUUCUGGCCGGACAGCCCCUGCCCAGACCGCUUCGCUCUGCUGCUGGUGGACGAGCCCCGGGCCCUUCUCCAGGACUUCCUGGAGCGCUUCCAGAGCCUGUGCCAGCUGGAGCUGCAGCUGCCCUCCCUCCGAGCCGAGGACAUGAAAAGCACGUCCCUGACGGAGGAGAAGAUCACCUUGCUCCUCCAGCUGAUCAGGGAGGAGCUCGAGCACAACGCGGAGGGGGAGAAGCCGCCGGCGAGGUUCACCUCGGAAGCCCUGCCAGUGCACGUUUCCGCCUGCGUCCUGGCGCUGUGCGGCUGGACCUGCGGCGCCGUGUCCGGCUCCCUGCUCCUCUCGGUCAUCACCUGCUCGCGCUGCAUGAGGAAGGUGGGGCUGUGGGGCUUCCACCAGCUCGAGCCUGGCGGCCCGGAGCUGGACUCGUGCGGCCCCAGCGGCGCCCCGACGGCACCCGCCGAGCGCUGCCCGCCCGUGCCCACGUCUCCGCGCAGGAUGCUGACGCGGAGCCAAGACGCGGUUCCUCCGGGCUCCGAGCAGGAGAAGAGCCCGUCCCCGGUGGUCUCUCGCCCGCGGGCUUGGGACUCCCCCAGCCCCGUGGAGCGAGGCGAAGCGGAGGCAGCCAGCCCCACGCUGCGGAGCCGCCCCGUCACCCGCAGCAUGGGGCAGGGGGAAGCGGCCGUGGAUGUGCCGUCCAGCCCCGUCCGCAGGGCCAAGCGGGCACGGCUCUGCUCUUCCAGCAGCUCGGACGCUUCCUCGAGGAGUUUCUUUGACCCCACCUCGCAGCAUCGCGACUGGUGCCCCUGGGUCAACGCGGUGGAGGGAGCGGAGGCCCCGGAGGAUUCUGCAGCCCGGGCCCAGGAGGAGCCCCCGAAGGCAGAGCCGGGCUGGCAAGUGAUCCUGAACGUGCUCCUGGCCAUCAGAAAAUGUGACAGAGUGCCCGAGACGGAGCCUGUGAGCCUCUCGGUGAAGUCCUCCAAGGUGUUCCGCAUUUUCCGGCAGUGGGAGAGCGUGAAUCCCUCCUGAACCUGCCGGCUGCCUCCGGGGGAACCGCACGCAGCCCUUGCUGGGGGCAGCGCCUCGCUCCGGCACAGAUCCCCUUUACGGUCGCUCCCGCGGCAGCUCCGUGCCCCGGGGAGGGCUCAGACGCGUGCCGCGAAAGCCCCGGGCUGCCCCAGUGCCAAACCAUCCCCCCAGCAGCCCCUGGGGACCCCCCCCCCCCCAGGUCUGCCUUCCUCGGAGCCCCCCGCCUUCGGCAGUUGCUGCCGUAGCCCUCGGCCCCGAGGCCUUCGACAGCUCCGCGCGGGGCAGGACGAGGGGCCGCGGUCAGCUGGGCCUGCCCCCAGCAGCACGGGGAGGCGAUGCCAGGCGGGAAUAAACAUUUCACCUU
Messenger RNA from Cygnus atratus (black swan), 1843 nucleotides. RefSeq names its product zinc finger C3HC-type containing 1 (gene ZC3HC1). Gene Ontology annotation, molecular function: zinc ion binding. Gene Ontology annotation, cellular component: nucleus. NCBI's taxonomy places the organism in Eukaryota, Metazoa, Chordata, Aves, Anseriformes, Anatidae. The record is from RefSeq and is a predicted model, not a curated record.